GCCGCCCGAGUAGUCCGUCAUUGUAAAUAAGAAUUUGUUCUUAACCGACUUGCUAGUUUUAUAAAAAUUCACCGAUUUACUUACAGAAUAAUACGAAAUUAUCUGAGACCACGUUGAAAGUUGUGAACGUCACACUGUGUCAACUACUGUAUCCAAUGAGGAGCAUUUAGAGGCGAUACAAUUUCUUCACACGACGCGGAAUCAUGACGCAGAUGACUGGAGGAGAGAAGCAAUAUCAACGUCUAUUUUCAGAUACGAAAUGUGAACAACUUUUAAGCGUUUAAAACUAUAACCCGUUCGUUGACUAGAAUACGUUACAUUUGAUGAACCCUGUCUUCUAAGUACAACCUCUUCGAGAGAUCCAGACAAAAGCGAUGGAGGGAGGAGUGAUGGAGAGAGAAGUGAUGUCUGAGAAGCCAGUCAUGCAGACACAGCCAUCCACACUGCCCUUCUUUGACACGGCCCACGCCUUUAACCUGCUCCGGGGGAUCCACGAACUCCGCGCAGAGCGCAAGUUCUUUGACGUCACGCUCUGCGCCGAGGGCCGCGAGUUCCAUUGCCACCGGACUGUGUUGGCCGCAGCCAGCACCUACUUCAGGGCCAUGUUCGCCGGGACGCUGAGAGAGAGCGCCAUGGACCGUGUGGUCCUUCACGAGGUGUCUGCUGAACUACUGGGCCUGCUGGUGGACUUCUGUUAUACAGGCCGAGUCACAGUCACCCAGGAUAAUGUAGACCUCCUGCUGAAGACGGCCGACCUGUUCCAGUUCCCCUCCGUUAAAGAGGCCUGCUGUGCCUUCUUGGAGCAGAGAUUAGACGUCUCCAACUGCCUGGAGAUCCAGGACUUUGCAGAGGCCUACGCCUGCCAUGACUUGGCUGUCAGCGCCCGCCGCUUCGUCCUCAAGAACAUUGUGGACCUCGCCAAAGGCAAGGACUUUAAGCGGUUGCCCUGGAAACGGCUGCUGGAGUUUGUGUCGGACGAUGCGCUGUGUGUGGACAAGGAGGAGACGGUCUAUCAGAUCGCGGUGCGCUGGGUUAAAGCAGACUUACAGAGGCGGCUCCACUACUGGCCCACGCUGCUGGAGCAGGUCAGACUACCCUUUGUACGUCGGUUCUAUCUACUCGCCCACGUGGAAAGCGACCCCCUGGUUUACCUCUCCCCCUCCUGCCUGAGGAUGGUGAGCGAGGCCCGGAGCUUCCAGUCGUGUGAGUAUGACCGGCAUGACAGACCCUGCCAACGCAUGCGCCCGCGGCCCUCCACCGGCCUGGCUGAGAUCCUGGUGGUGGUGGGCGGCUGUGACCAGGACUGUGACGAGCUGGUCACUGUGGACUGUUAUAACCCUCAGACUGGACAGUGGCGCUACCUGGCCGAGUUCCCCGAUCACCUGGGAGGGGGCUACAGUAUGGCCGCCCUGGGCAAUGAUAUGUAUGUCACAGGAGGAUCUGACGGUUCGCGUCUCUAUGAUGGCGUGUGGCGCUACAACUCCAGCGUUAACGAGUGGACCGAGGUGUCGCCAAUGCUCAAAGCCCGGGAGUACCACAGUUCCUGUGUCCUCAGAGGUCAGCUGUAUGUGGUGGCGCCAGACAGCACGGAGCGCUACGACCACGCGCUGGACUGCUGGGAGGCCCUGCCAGCCAUGCUGCACUCUAUGGACAACUGCUCCACCACCACCUGUAAGGGGCGUCUCUAUGCCAUCGGCUCCAUGACCACAACAGGGGAGGACAACAUGGCCAUACAGUGUUACGAUGUGGACACCAACCGCUGGACCCUGGUCAACUGUGGCGAGCUGCCACCAUGGUCUUUCGCUCCCAAGACUGUCACCCUCAAUGGGCUCAUUUACUUUGUCAGGGAUGACUCGGCAGAGGUCGACAUCUACAACCCUCAGAAGAAUGAAUGGGACAAGAUCAGCCCCAUGACACAGGUCCAUGUAGGAGGCAGUGUGGCAGUCCUGGGUGGUCGUCUCUUCGUGUCUGGUGGCUAUGACAACACAUUUGAGCUGUCUGACAUGGUGGAGGCCUACGACCCUUCCACCCAUACCUGGACACCCGCAGGCCGCCUUCCCCAGCCCACCUUCUGGCAUGGCAGUGUCAGCAUCUUCCGCCAGCUCAUGCCCGCCGUAUCCAACGCUUUCGAACCCAUUGACCUGCCCGAGGCUAACUCCAUCCACCUGCACCGACACCACCGCAACCAGGCCAUGCACAACCACAACCUCAACCAGAACCACGACAUCAACCCAGUGUAACACACUCCAAAACGAAUGGGUCAGGGAAUAUCAUACUGACCGCUGUUUCAGCAAUUUUAGGUUUACUGUGAAAACAUACACCUCUUUAUGAUGCUACAGAAAAGGUGGAAAGACAGAGUGAUCAAAUGAUCCUGCAUGGAUGUGAUCACUAUAGGACUGUAAUUACAUUAGAUUGUGCUUAUGUGACUGAACAUGUGUGCAAUUUUGUGAUCCCCAUGUAAUUCACUUGCCUACCACACUGUCAUUGAUCAUGAUCAAUGGGCAUAUUAUUGACUGGACUAAUAGACUGGCUGGGUAUGAAGGUCUCAUGUUGGGGAAAGAAAAAUCUAUACAUACAUAGAUAGAUAAUCUACGGCAGGCAGUAGUGUAUUAUUUAGAUUAUGGUUAUACGGUUGAAGUCAGAAGUUUACAUACACUUCAGCCAAAUACAUUUAAAAACUCAGUUUUUCACAAUUCCUGCCAUUUAAUCCUAAAAAUUCAUAAAAACAACAAUUCCAUUUUAGGUCAGUUAGGAUCACCACUUUAUUUUAAGAAUGUGAAAUGUCAGAAUAAUAGGGAGGGGAGAAUGCUUUAUUUCAGCUUUUAUUUCUUUCAUCACAUUCCCAGUGGGUCAGAAGUUUACACUCAAUUAGUUAUUUGGUAGCAUUUCCUUUAAAUUGUUUAACUUGGGUCAAACGUUUCGGGUAGCUUUCCACAAGCUUCCUAUAAAUUGGGUGAAUUUUGGCCCAUUCCAUCUGACAGAACUGGAAUAACUGAGUCAGAUUAGUAGGCCUUCUUGCUCGCACACGCUUUUUCAGUUCUGCCCACAAAUUUUCUAUGGGAUUGAGGUCAGGGAUUUGUGAUGGCCACUCCAAUACCUUGACUUUGUUGUCUUUAAGCCAUUUUGCCACAAC
Messenger RNA from Oncorhynchus gorbuscha (pink salmon), 3133 nucleotides. RefSeq names its product kelch-like protein 21. The record is from RefSeq and is a predicted model, not a curated record. The coding region runs from base 375 to 2240 and encodes 621 amino acids. Gene Ontology annotation, molecular function: protein binding. The transcript is spliced from 5 exons. Gene Ontology annotation, biological process: protein ubiquitination. NCBI's taxonomy places the organism in Eukaryota, Metazoa, Chordata, Actinopteri, Salmoniformes, Salmonidae.